CUCCCGACUUGUCGUUCUCUCUUCACUGAGCUGCAUUCUCUAUUUUUCUCUCGACUCAAACCUUAUCCCCCAAACACGAUCAACCCAAUCGUCCCCAUGGCGGCCACGCUCUUCUCCAUCUCCCCCAUGUUCCUCUCCCUCCCCUCGUCCUCCUCCUCAUUUAAGCAGGCCCCCUCCGCAUUCUUUCCCUCGAAGACCCCGCAGCACCGCGCCCUCGCCUCCGCUGGCUGGAGGCACCCGCUCGCUUCCUUGGCCGUGUCCGUGUCGUCAGAUGUCGAGACGGAGGUCGCCCAGGAGUUCUCGGAGGACCUAAGGGUGUUCGUUGGCAACCUCCCCUUCAGCGUCGACAGCGCUCAGCUAGCCGGCCUAUUCGAGCAGGCUGGCUCCGUUGAGAUGGUCGAGGUCAUCUAUGACAAAUUGACUGGACGAAGCCGUGGAUUUGGGUUUGUAACUAUGUCUACUGUCGAAGAGGUUGAGGAGGCAGUUGAGCGGCUCAAUGGCUAUGUACUUGAUGGGAGAAGUUUGAAGGUGAAUUCAGGGCCGCCACCACCCAGGGACCAAUCCUCACCAAGAGGAUUUAGAGAGCAAUCAGGCGGAUUCAGGCAGCAAUCCUCACGUGGGCCUGGUGGUGGGGACAAUAGGGUCUAUGUGGGUAAUCUUUCUUGGAAUGUCGAUGACUCAGCUCUUGCAAACUUAUUCAAUCAGCAAGGGAGUGUCUUGGGGGCCAGAGUCAUCUAUGACAGGGAGAGUGGGAGGUCAAGGGGAUUUGGUUUUGUCACAUAUGGUACCAGUGAUGAAGUUGAGAAAGCAGUAUCUAAUCUUGACGGCUCUGACUUGGAUGGAAGACAGAUCCGUGUUACAGUAGCAGAAGUGAGACAACCUAGGCGAGAAUAUUAAAAAUCCUAUUUUAGAUGAAGCGAAGCGGAACUAUGUAAUGCUGCCAGGUUUUUGCCCUCUAGUACACGUUUCGGUGACGAGCCUGUAGAGUUGGUUUCCUCGCAGUGCGUGGACUCCCUUCCCUCCUUCCCGGUCUCCUGUAACAGAAUCUGCUAAUUUCCUGUUAUGCACCCGGUUCAACAAAUGAAGAUGCCGCUAAGCCUGUGGUUAGUGUCCUUCCUAGUCUCAUGUAACAGAAUCUGCUAAUUUUCUGUUAUGCACCCGGUUCAAAAAAAGAAGAUGCCGCUAAGCCUGUGGUUAGUGUCAGGUACGAAUUAUAUUUUUGUUCUUCAUUGUCAUUCAUUCUAGUGUAACAUAUGAGAUAUGUAUGAUUUGAUUUCAACCAUCAUAUUGCUUC
Triticum aestivum (bread wheat) is the source of this 1294-nucleotide messenger RNA. Its product is annotated as RNA-binding protein CP29B, chloroplastic. The transcript has 4 exons. Gene Ontology annotation, molecular function: mRNA binding. The coding region runs from base 97 to 897 and encodes 266 amino acids. Gene Ontology annotation, cellular component: chloroplast thylakoid membrane. The record is from RefSeq and is a predicted model, not a curated record. Lineage: Eukaryota; Viridiplantae; Streptophyta; Magnoliopsida; Poales; Poaceae. Gene Ontology annotation, biological process: chloroplast rRNA processing.